Geodia barretti is the source of this 668-nucleotide messenger RNA. The record is from the annotation of a GenBank genome assembly. Lineage: Eukaryota; Metazoa; Porifera; Demospongiae; Tetractinellida; Geodiidae.
UUGCGUCCGCAGGCAUCGAGGAAAGCAGAGCCAAGGAGCGUGAGUCCAGGACAGAGCUAUGGCAGAAGGACGGGAAAGCCAACUGUGAAACCUAGAUCGCAGCACCGGAGACUCAGCGAUUCUCCUCUACAAAUCCCGUUUCACGCCGCUGUACGCGCAUGCCCAGUGCCUAUAUGCAUUGUCGACUGACUGACCGGAGUCUCCGUCGCGUUGACAAGUGCGGCCACGCCGAUUCUGCCACAAGGGCAUGAGAGAGCGCAUAAUCGCGUCACGGGUGCCGCUGCUGCAUAGACGGGCGACUAAAUAGGGAUGACGUCAUCGUCGAUCAUUCCUUUGCAGCUCUGAUGAGGAGUGUUCGAGACGAGAGAAGAAAAGCAGAGCGAGAAUACUAUCAACAACUGGUUGAUGCAGCAACUGAUGCUCCAUUUGGUGGCACAACAGAUGGAUCGCGUGUAGUCGAGUCACCUCUUGAAUCUAUCCUUAGAAACCACACGCAUGAAGCAUACUCGCUACACUGCACGAGACAUGUCACCAGGCAAGUGAUAGUAGACUACCAGAGAGCGUUGGGGAAAAUAGCUCUAGAGAAACAGCUGCUCACUGAGAAAACGAUGAGGAACUUCCCCCACGACCCUGACCACCCAGAGAGGCUCUCACAGCUGUUGAGAUAG